Messenger RNA from Ambispora leptoticha, 813 nucleotides. Lineage: Eukaryota; Fungi; Glomeromycota; Glomeromycetes; Archaeosporales; Ambisporaceae. The record is from the annotation of a GenBank genome assembly.
AUGACAUCAGAAAAAUAUCAUCGAUUAGAAAAACUUGGGGAAGGAACUUAUGCAACAGUAUACAAGGGUAAAAAUAAGAUGACUGGUGAGAUUGUUGCUCUGAAAGAGAUUCAUCUGGAUUCAGAAGAAGGAGCCCCAUCCACUGCCAUACGCGAGAUAUCGUUAAUGAAAGAAUUGAAGCAUAAUCACAUCGUGCGUCUUCAGGAUGUGAUUCACACUGAGAAUAAGCUUAUGCUGGUUUUUGAAUACAUGGAUCAAGAUUUGAAGAAAUACAUGGAUACACAUGGAAAUCAUGGGGCUUUGGAUCCGUACACGAUAAAAAGUUUCAUGUAUCAAAUGUUACAGGGAAUCGCUUUCUGUCACGAAAAUCGAGUGCUUCAUCGUGAUCUAAAACCUCAAAAUCUUCUCAUUAAUAAAAAUGGGAAUCUCAAACUUGCCGAUUUCGGACUUGCUCGUGCUUUUGGUAUCCCAGUUUCCACGUUCUCAAAUGAGGUGGUCACCCUCUGGUAUCGUUCCCCUGACGUGUUACUUGGCUCCAGAUCAUAUUCAACCUCGAUCGAUAUAUGGUCAGCUGGUUGUAUUAUGGCAGAAAUGUACACCGGACGUCCGUUAUUCCCCGGCACCACCAAUGACGAUCAAUUGAUCAAAAUAUUUCGUAUAAUGGGCACGCCAAAUGAAUCAACAUGGCCAGGCGUGACGCAAUAUCAAGAUUUUCAUAAGCCAUAUCCAGCUUAUACCCCUCAAGAUAUGGCCACUCACUUGCCUAUGAUAGACCCUUCGGGAAUGGAUUUAUUGAGCAAAAUAACGCAUUAG